Molecule: messenger RNA, 498 nt
Organism: Microthlaspi erraticum
Lineage: Eukaryota; Viridiplantae; Streptophyta; Magnoliopsida; Brassicales; Brassicaceae
Source: the annotation of a GenBank genome assembly
AUGGAGGCGUCAUCUUCAAAGCCAUCUGAUGUUGCUGUUAAUACUGCUUCUGAGUUGCUUUCCGAUCUUCCAUCUCGCGGUUUCUUAUCUUCUAACGUCGUCUCUUCCAAUCCGGGAAGCAUGCGGGUCUACAUUUGUGAGCAUGACACAUCUCCUCCAGAAGGACAACUUAUCAAAACAAACCAGCAAAAUAUACUAAUCCGAUCGCUCUUGUUAAAGAAGCAAAAAGGCGAAUCUAGCUCUAAAGAGGCAAAAGUAACUGGCACAACUGGUGAAGAUGGUCCUAAAAAGAGGGCUGCAAAUAGGGCUCUGGACGACAGAAGCUCAGCUAAAAGGGCUGCUAAUGUAUCUAGACAAGAAGGAUCGAGCAGUCGCGCAGGCGAAAGAGACUUUCAGUCUUUGACUGUCGAGAAGCUCCGUGUCCUUCUCAAGGAGAAAGGCCUUCCAACUAAAGGAAGAAAGGAUGAGCUCAUUGCGCGUCUGAAGAAUGCCAACUGA